Messenger RNA from Paramecium tetraurelia, 1743 nucleotides. RefSeq lists its product as uncharacterized. The record is from RefSeq and is a predicted model, not a curated record. Lineage: Eukaryota; Ciliophora; Oligohymenophorea; Peniculida; Parameciidae. Gene Ontology annotation, molecular function: protein binding. The transcript is spliced from 3 exons.
AUGUUUAAUAAUAAUCCUUAAAAAUACAUAAACAGAAAUGAUAUCAAGGAAAUUAAAAAGAAAUUUGAUUGGAUUGUCAUUCAUUCCGUUAAUAGCAAAAUUCCUGGAGUUACUUUAGAGCAAGCUAUGCAAAUCGUGGCUUAAUAAAUAGAUUCAUCGCCUCAUAUAUUUUCAAGAUGGGUUACUAGAUAAAGUCGAAGAAAUGUGGCAACAUGGCCUUAGAUUCUAGAAUUGAUUGAGACAUACAACUAGUAAUAGGAAACAGCAUUCGAUAAUUAAAUUUAUGAACAAUCAAGUUUCUAAUUCAUCGAAGAUAAGUUUAUGGUAAUGAAACCAUCAUACUUCUAAAUAACAAACUAAUAAGAAAAAUAAAUCUUUGUCUAUUACAUUGAAAAUAUGUCAUAUGUCAAAUUGAAAUAAGAAUUCGCUAUUCUAAUUUUUAACAAUAAAACGUUAGCUCUUAUGAACAUUCAUAAUUUCAAACCAAUCCUUGUGGUUUCUGCUUAAUCAAUUGAAAAAACAAAGAAAAAACAGGCAGACGAGUUUAUGGGUAUCUUAUAAAGACUUGAUUAAUAAUAAUCUAAAGACAGUUGGAAAAAAUAAAUUAAUUUUUACAAAAAAUCAAUAGAAAACUCUUUUCAUUUCGAAAGAUUGGACACAAAUUCUUCAAUGAAAGAAAGACUGGAUCCCAUUUUGCAAUGCAAAAGAGAUAUAGAACACCUAUAAAAGGUAGUUAAUUUGAAUCCCUGGGAUCCACAAUUAAGACCUUUAAAUCCAGAUCCUAAAAUGCAAUUAAUUAGAAAAAGAGGAUAAUCUGAACAUUCUAAACGUUACCAAGUUCUUGAAUAAGAGAAUUAUAAAUUGAAUUCUUCCUUAUAAGUUUAGCUAAUCUGUUCAAAAGAUAAUAAUAUUAUAUUAGUCUUAGAAAAUCUAGUGCUAUAAUAUUAUUAAUUGGAGUAUGAUUAUAAAAAUGGUGAUUACUCCUUAAAAAAAUGUCAUGAAUUCACAUUAAACGAUAAAAUUGAUUAAAUUGCCAUAACUUAGAAUAAAUGGAUUAAGUAAGAUCAUUGUUUAAUUUUGAAAUCAAAAUAAAUGUUAGUGUAUUCUAUGCCUGAUUUUAAAUUAGUGGAUAAGAUUUAGGUGGGUUAAUAAGCAGAUACAAUGUUAUCAAAUAAGAUUAUUAUAAUUUGUUAAUAUGAUGGAUUAUUCAGUAUAAUAAAAGAGAAUUUAAGGAAAAAUCAAUAAGAAUAAUUUUAUUCAGUGGGUCUUUAAAAAUAGGUUAAAUUUAAUGAUCUCAAAUAAUCAGUUUCAAGUCUUGAUUAUUCAAGCAAAUACUAAUUUGUAAUUUUUGGCAGCAUGUGUACGUUGGUCAGCAUUUAUGACAUUCGCAAAGGAUAGUUUAUCCAUUAAUUUAGUGUUCUUAACACAUCUUAAUAAUUUAAUCAGAUGAAUGAUAAGAUUCUAAGGGUUUUUGUAUUUGACUCUUAAAAUCAAUAUCUAAUUAUUUUUACAUCUGGAUAUGUUACAAUUUGGGACAUUUAGAGACAUAAAAAAAUAUAAGAAUGUAUGAAAUAAUCGCCAUAAAAUAAAACACAACAAUAGUAUUUUUAAGGUAUGUUUUUGGAACAAAGAGGAAUGCUGUUAUUAGGAGGAUUCAAUCUCUAAAGUUGGGUAUCUAGAAUCAACCCAAUACAGAUUUCGGAUACUAUUUUAGAUUCCAAUUCAUCUCCUAUAUACUCCUGA